UGAAACAAGUUUGGGAACCUCUGGCUUCGCGCGCGACACCUCUCGCCCCCCCGUGCGAUCACGCUCCUGAGCGUGCGUGGCCGCGGUGCGCGACGGUUCUUUGACUCGGCGCCGGGAGUCAGUCAACCCGGUGACGGCUUACAGGCUGCGUGCUGCGCGUUGCUGGUCUCCUCGGCGGUGUUCGCGAGAACUCCGAGAGCCAGAGAGCGCGCGGGUGCGCGUGUGCACGCGUGUGCAAAACCGUCAGGUAUCAACGUGCGCGGCGCGUAGCCCGUAUCCAAGGCGGCGAUCGUUAGUGAUCUCGACGUCAGUGAUCUCGGGAUUGUCGCGCGUCGUCGCGGGGGGGAAGAAGAACGCGUUCGGCGAAAGUACGACGCGGGCGCUUAUUUCGAAAAUGCGAAGAGCCCGCGCGACGAUCGACAGGUGACACGUUCUCGCUGAAGCGUGAAAAGGAUCUUCCGCUCGCGUUACCGCGAGCUGCAUUCCGCCGCGAGACGCGAUGCAUCGUCGAAGCUGAGCACGCCGCGCUGAGCGAGGGAUCGAGGGAGAUCUUUCUUUUCUCGGCGGGAUCGAUCCGUCGCGAUCCGUCGCGCGCGACCGCGGCAUUUCGUGACGCGCUGACGAUGAAACAACGAGGAAGCGUGUGCGACCGAAUCGAUCUCUGAGCCGUGAUCGAUUCUGGUUGCGUAACCGGCGACGCAGAUCGAGCCCUAACCUCCUCGGGCGCGUGCCUCGGCGAAGUGCGUCUUUUCUCAUUCUUCCCACGUACGAUUCGAGGCAAAGGUCCGUCGAUUUAUGUUCCGUAACAAUCGUUUUAAAGGGGAUUUCUAUAGAAGACUGCUUUGUUACUGGAUUGCGACUAUAAGAAAGAAAAAAAAAGGAGAGAAAACCGCUUGACCUUCGGAAGGGACGCUUUCCGGUGGUAGAAGCAGUGUCUUCGAAGAGUGUCUCGAACGUUUCUCGAACGCGAGAAAGCGCGCCAACGAAUUUCGAAUAUCUCUCUAUCGCGAAGGGCGCAAGAUCUCGGUGAAAGGUGAAAGGUGAGUGUCGUCGUCCGGCGAUUCCUGCAGGAAGGAAUCCUGCAGACCCGAACGAGGCGAUUCGAGGCGCCGCCGCUGCCGCGGCUCGAGAAGAUCCACGAGGAAUUCUCGACGGACUCCAGGACGAUCGGCUCCAGACGACGCACCACCACCACCACCGCCGCCGCCGCCGUUGGUACAUUCGCGAUGGAAGACGAGCUGCGAUGUCCCUGCUGCAAGGAGCUGUUCGUGGAGCCGGUGCUGCUACCCUGCUGGCACGCGUUGUGCCUGGCCUGCGCGGUAAAUCUGCAGGCGCCGCCGGACUCGCCGCCGGAGUCCACCGCGGACUCGUCCAAUGCGCCCGGCUCCGAUCAGGAGGCGGACAAACUGUCGAUCCUGUCGGAGACCGACUCCGGCGUGGUUUGCAGCAGCACGUCCACCAGCUCGCGACCGGGCAGCUACGUCGGCACCCCGGGGAACGGCGGCUUCCCGCCGUCCGGCGGUACCCUCUGCCUCUCGUGCCCGGUCUGCCAGAAGACCGUCUACUUCGACGAGGGCGGCGCCCACAAUCUGCCCAAGUACCGCGCGAUGCAGCACAUCGUCGACAAGUACCAGGAGUCGCGGAACUCACGGCUGCAGUGCCAGAUGUGCGAGGGGGAGCCGCGCGACGCGACCGUCGCGUGCGAACAGUGCGAGGUUUUAUACUGCGACGCCUGCAGGGAAUCCUGCCAUCCGAAGAGGGGCCCAUUGGCGGCCCACAACCUGGGACCACCGAGAGGCAGCUGGCAAUCAAAUGGGACCAAGGGAUCUCGGCCCGAGGGCACGCCGAUCUGCAACGAUCACAAUGGCGAAGCGGUGACCCUCUACUGCGCCCUUUGCAAAAUCGCGAUAUGCGCUCUGUGUCUUCGUGAUCGUCACGCCGCGCAUCCUCACGACGUUCUGCCGUUGGCCGCUGCUUGCAAAGCGCAAAAGACUUUCGAGAAACGAUCGCGAAACACGGAAUCGCAAAUGCUUGAAAAAAUAUGGACGGAGCUGUCGCAGAAUCUGCAGCAGCUGUCGGAGAGGGCCCGCUCGACGACGGAGUUCAUUCAAAGGCUCAAAGGAAUGACGGAUAAAGUACAUGAGGAAUGCGUGACGCUCGAGGAGGAGGUCGAGGAUCGGGUGACGAAUCUGGUGAGUCUCCUGCAGGCAAGGAAAUCACGGCUGAUCGAAGCCGCUCGGCAGACCAGGGAGGCCAGAGUGCGCUCGUUGCGAGACCAAGUGGCGAGAUGCGCCACGCAUUUACAGACGACCACGGCGUUGCUCACGUUCUGCAUCGAGGCGCUGAAGGAGACCGACAGCGCGGCCUUCCUGCAGAUCGGCGGCAUGCUGUCGGUCCGCGCGGCGACGGCCGCCGGAUCCUGGGGCGGUGCCGAGGGCGUGCAGGAGAUCGCUCGUUUGCCGCUGCUCGAUCUCACCCUGGACGACAAGCCGCUGCGCCGCGCCAUCGAUCAGCUCACCUUCGUCCAGCUCAAACCGUCAGAGGGGGAAGAACGAUUUCCUACAGCAGCACCCGGCGCACCUUUACUGAUCCCCGAAGAGUGUAGCGCCGAGAACAACAGUGUCACCGUUGCCUGGCAGCCACCACCUGGCCACGGAAUUAUGGGCUGCACCGGACAGAGGGGUCCCGCUAUCGAGGGAUACCUCUUGGAGCUGGACGACGGCUGCGGCGGAGAAUUCAGGGAGGUGUACUGUGGCCGCGAGACCAUUUGCACGGUGGACGGGCUGCACUUCAACUCGCUCUACAACGCCAGGGUGCGGGCCUUUAACAGCGCCGGUGAGGGCGAGUACUCGGAGCUGAUCGGCCUUCAGACCGCCGAGGUGGCGUGGUUUUCGUGGGCCACCGGCGCGGCCGGCAUACCGCAGGAGGUGUCUGUAUCCGAGGACGCGAUGAGCGCGUCCUGCGAGGGCUACGAGCACCGCGUGGUCCUCUCCAGCGUCGGCUUCUCACGAGGCGUUCACUAUUGGGAACUGACCAUAGAUCGAUACCACAGUGACACCGAUCCGGCCUUCGGUAUCGCCCGGGCCGACGUGUCGCGCGAUCAGAUGCUGGGUAAGGACGACAAAGGCUGGAGCAUGUACAUAGACCGACAGCGGUCGUGGUUCAUGCAUGGCGGCGGUCACGCACAGCGUACGGAGGGUGGCGUUCAGCAGGGCUCGACUGUCGGCGUCCUCCUCGAUCUGGACACCACGCACACGCUACGUUUCUUCGUCAACGAUCAGCCACAGGGCGGCAUCGCCUUCCGCGAUCUCUACGGCGUCUUUUAUCCGGCGAUCAGUCUGAAUCGCGGCGUAACCGUCACCCUUCAUACCGCGCUUGACGUGCCGCGUCAUCUCCUCGCACUUCACGAGGAGUACGUUAGCGAUAUGAUUCAGAGCUAGGGGUACCUCAACGUCCUCAAGAAAGGUCUGCCGCAGGAGAUCGGCUCGCCUUUAGGCCCGACAAUGUGCGCCACGGACAGGUGCAGGGACUUCGAGUCGGGUCAGCUGCUAGAGAAGAUUGUCGAGGAGAGUCCGGUCGACGUUAACUAAUGGGUAGAUCUUUCGAAUAUAUUUAGAGCGAUCGAUCGUAACCCGUUUUCUGCAUGAUUCCGCUUGGCACAAAACGUUAUGAGAUAACACGUAAAAUCGCUCCGAGGUAUCAUAACGUUAAGGGCAUUUCGGUCCUUCCGCAAAAUUGUGCGGCGAAACGAGAGAGAGAGAGAGAGAGAGAGAGAGAGAGAGCGCGAGAGAGAGAGAGAGAGAGAGAGAGAGAGAGAGAGAGAGAGAGAGAGAGAGAGCGCGGAUUGAUCUCUUUAGGGACAAUAUUUUCUUUCUCCAAACAUUUUAAUAUUUAUUUAUGAAUAUAUAUUUUUGCGGAGUGUUUUUCUACGCAAUUGUGACACAUAUUUCGUGUGUUCUAAAUUUAACAUACUAUAAAUGUGAGUGUGAUUUUUGUAUUUAUUAAGAAAUACACAGUCCCUGGGGACGUUAAUCCGCACAAAAUUCGCCGCUGUCUGAGUAUAAGCAAGCUCCACGAGGAAUAACGAUUCAACAGGUUCAGAAACUUUGGCGAGAGGGUUUCCGAGGGUGGCGCUAACCGUGGACCCUUUUGGAUCCGCCUUGUUUGAGAAACUGAAACUUAGAAUCCAGACCUCUAGUUAGGAAAUCGGAAUUUAUACUUUCCUAUCUCGCCCGUACGAUCAAUUAUCGCGUUAAACGAAAUCAUCACUAAUGUCAAUCGAAGCGCAUACGUUUCGAAAUACAGAGCGCAAUGUGAAAUCACUCGUAGAGUGAAACGUCACACUUCAUCCCCAAAAAAUUAAUGAGACUGACACACAACAUACGUUACGCAAGCCAUAAAUAGUAUCUCCCUAAAGGUAGGGGGUUCACGAAAGCCGAAAUAAAACUCCCUCCGCGCUGGAAAUCAGUCCAUUUUCUAUUUGUACCGCACUCUAUAUAUUAAAAGCGGAGAAAAGAACAUAUUUUUUCCUACACGUUUCCUAAAAUUCGUGUUUCGAGGAAUUGUCUCGACGAAGGCUUAACGCACUUUCGAGGAUCGAUGCUUGCGAUCUUCGGCCAAUUAACUCGAAUUCCACACUACAGCCGACGCUACUACGAUCCGGAAAGAGGCGAAGGGAGAAAUUACCGGACACUUAACCGAAGGUGGAACGACCGGCCCUCGAAAGCAAGGAGACGUCCAUUAGCAAAUAGCCAAGUAUCGUCGGCGAACAAACUUUGUUGAAGACCGUGUCCAAAGUAGGAACGAUCAAUCGCUUGGUUCGAGAGAUCGUGGCGAGAGCCGCGGAAUAAGAGAUGAGUUUCUUACAUCUUAGGAAUACAUCGAUAGUGAUAGAUGCACAAGCGAGAAAUAGCAUCUCGCCUGACAGCAACCUUUCUCGAUAUCCUCGACGGAACCAGUGGUUCUUAGUAACUUCUUACUCCGGGGAUAGUAGAGUCGAGUUGGAGUGCGCGAAGAAGAAGGACAUACGGUAUCGGAGAGGACCUUCAGUAGUCUUUCCCGCAGCGUGCUACUCCGGGUAACCAGUUAAGAAAGUCGACGAUUAGUCCCGCUGGGCGGCAUCCGCCGCUGAGUUUUUGUCGAUCGUGUAAUUAACUCUUUCAGCACCUGUCGCGGCACGAGUUCUUUUGUUAAAGAACUCGGAAGAGCUUCUUUCGUCAUAAAGGUAAGGCGUAAAAAAGAUUUUUUGAGUAUUUAUACAUUUUCUGCAAUGCAAUAAUUUAAUAACAACUUUUUCAUUGCGAGAAUAACAUUUUUGCGAGGGAAAAAAUAUUGUACCGUUUCGUGAAACACAUCUCUUUCGUGGAAAGUGCGUCAAAAAUGCGUAAAAGCUCUUCUAACGUUCGACGACUUACCUCUCGGAAAAUAAUUAAACGCACUUUUUCCAUUCGCUGAAUAAAAUUGAUCGAAACAGAAUUUAGUAAUUCAAUUCGGCACGGUGCUGAAACGGUUAAUGAACCUGCGAAAUCGUCGAUCGAACGCUGACGAGGCGCGAUCGACGACGAGGAGACGGAGAAUUGAGACUACGGUAAGGCCGAUAAUUAUCCUACAGGACGGAGAAUCGAAAUCACGCUGACCGAACGGAUUCUUCGUUCUGCUCGCGCGAUCGACGGAUCGCUCGAUCGUCCACCCAUUAUCCAUAUCGACACGUAUAAGUGUAAUCGCGUUGUAGGCGUUAAGCUCCAUUAAAGCGUAUAGACAGGUAAGGCGUAUAAAUGCUGCCGCGGCUUUAGUGUACAAUAACGAGUAUACGUUUUUCUAGUCUUCGAUAGAGACUUAAUCGACACAUCUCCUUCGCUCCCACUCUCACUCCGUCGUUUCUUCCCCCUCCCCCUCCCCUUUGCAUCCCCCAUUCCCAAUCCCUCUGGUUCUUUUUUUUACGACUUUAUAUCUUUCGACAGUCAGGAGUCAUGGGACACUUGGUCCUCGCGCUCGUCGUUAUAUUCCGAUGUAACGAUAGCCCGGAAGCGUUAUUCCGCGCCGGUCGUCGUCUCUGCGAGCGCGCGCCUUUUGGCGCCGUGUAUAUAAGUGUAUAUAUACAUAUAUCGAUUGUACCGCCGAUGAAUUUGCCGAUUGUACCAUUUACGACUGUAUCGGAUCAAUAAAACGCAACGAAAACGCC
Molecule: messenger RNA, 6181 nt
Organism: Solenopsis invicta (red fire ant)
Lineage: Eukaryota; Metazoa; Arthropoda; Insecta; Hymenoptera; Formicidae
Gene: Trim9
Product: E3 ubiquitin-protein ligase TRIM9
Exons: 10
Coding region: 1227-3440 (737 amino acids)
Molecular function (GO): zinc ion binding; protein binding
Source: RefSeq, a predicted model, not a curated record